Molecule: messenger RNA, 1361 nt
Organism: Nothobranchius furzeri (turquoise killifish)
Lineage: Eukaryota; Metazoa; Chordata; Actinopteri; Cyprinodontiformes; Nothobranchiidae
Gene: edn2
Product: endothelin 2
Biological process (GO): regulation of vasoconstriction; vein smooth muscle contraction; regulation of systemic arterial blood pressure by endothelin
Cellular component (GO): extracellular region
Molecular function (GO): endothelin B receptor binding; hormone activity
Source: RefSeq, a predicted model, not a curated record
GGUGGAGAGCGGAGGGGGUGGCAGGUGGAGUCUGAGUGUCUUGUGUAACAAUAGCCAAGUACACAGAAGUAGGAGGAGCCAUGGAGGUAUAAGUAGAGGCUCCUGAAUGUGUCAUGAACAUAAAGCACCUGUCGCUGCUCUCCUACAAGGAUCGUAGACUUGUUUUCUGUAGCACAUCAACUGACAUCUGUUGCUUUUUUUACUGAAAACUUCACUAAAACAAGCUCACAAUGACUUCUUUGCUGAGCAAGAUCCUCACUUUGUUAUUUACCUGCAUGGCUCUGCGUGAAGGUUGGGGACUUCCUCUAUCUGAUCGGCCAGAGGCACCCCUUCAGGUGUCACAUCCAAACCACAUCAGGACCAAACGCUGCUCCUGUAACAGCUGGUAUGACACCGAGUGCAUCUACUUCUGCCACCUGGACAUCAUCUGGGUUAACACACCAAGUAAACUACUUCCUCAUGGUCUGGGAGGGUCUUUGUCUCGGCGGCGGCGGUCAGCCAACCGAUGCCAGUGCAGUGACCUCACGGACAAACGCUGCCGAGCCUUCUGUUAUGAAAGCUCGGAGGACAGCAGAGCUGAAGACUCAAGUUUAGUGAAGAAAUCCACGAGAGCAAACAGCAAACAGUUGUUGGCAUCUUUAAGGUCUCUUGUCCAGUCCAACAUGAAGAUUGCAAAAGCGUCCCAGUCUUCAAGGGCGGACUCUUCUGGAGAAGCAAGUUAAAGACUAGACCAAGGAGGAAGAACAUUUCUGUCAUCGUGGAUUCGGUGCCUAUCACAGGAGAUCUCAGGGUCUAAAUGGACAAGCAGGUCCGAAAUUCUGGUGAAACCACAGAAGGACAAAGAAGUGAAACUUUGGAAGAGCAGUAGCUUCCUAAUGAAGGAGGAACAUUAUGUUUUAUUAUUAUUAUUAUGAACAGUAAUGGGCUUAAAAUGAACCCAGUAGCUGAAGAGGAAACCAUCAAAGCCAUUGGGACCAGUUCCUGGUGAAUUCCUCUCUAUCUGCUGGAUUCGACUCUUCUGCUUGAAGUCUGAGACACAAACAGCUUAAGGUCUUUGGCCGUACUCGUAAAAGGCAGCUAAGAAAUAACCACUCGAAUGUUUUGAUCAACAACAAACCAGGAGGGUUCACUGAUGUUCAGUUAGCCAAAAGUGCAGAGAUGGUUUCAUUUCCAAGUGUCUGAAUGAGAACUCAGUCUAAAGUGAGUUUACAGUCUUUGAAGUUUACCGUUGACUUGAUUGCAAUAAUUGUAAAUAGAAGAAUUUAUUUAUGCUCUAACUUAUUCAAAGAUGUUUAUAUUUCUAGAACUGAAACCCUGGAUUUUGUAUGAGAAAAUAAUAAUAAAGAAAAAACUUGAAUGCA